UCAUGACAGGACAUUAUUGCGAGGAGAACUCUCUGCUGAAAAGCGAGAAGGAGAUUAACCAGAAGAUCCUGAAGCUGACACGGAGCUCUGCAGGGGGGGACGCCAGUCCGGAAAACCCAAAGAAACGCAUCCGGACGGUGUUCUCUAAGCCUCAGCUGCUGGGUCUGCAGCGAGCCUUUCAAAAGAAUCCCUAUGUGGUUGGAGUAGUGAAGGAUCAGCUGGCGAACAAACUCCACCUCACAGAGACUCAGGUGACUGUCUGGUUUCAGAACCGCAGGGCGAAGGACAAGCGUCGCAAGCUGUAGGAAGAGUCUCCUGAAGCGCUGCUUCCUCUCCUGCUGAUGUUCAGGAGGGGUUCUGCUCGUUCUCCCGCACGGCCAGAGGGGUGAGCCAGGACUCGUCCAUGAAGACGGCGCUGAUGGCCGUCGCUGGGGUCGGCCUCGCCGGACUCACCUUCCUCCUGGUGCGCUAAACUAGCCUUCGUCAUCAUUAACACAGGGUGCGUACGGGUGCUGGA
Trematomus bernacchii (emerald rockcod) is the source of this 517-nucleotide messenger RNA. RefSeq names its product homeobox protein EMX2-like. NCBI's taxonomy places the organism in Eukaryota, Metazoa, Chordata, Actinopteri, Perciformes, Nototheniidae. The coding region runs from base 3 to 305 and encodes 100 amino acids. Gene Ontology annotation, molecular function: DNA-binding transcription factor activity, RNA polymerase II-specific; DNA binding. The record is from RefSeq and is a predicted model, not a curated record. The transcript has a single exon. Gene Ontology annotation, biological process: regulation of DNA-templated transcription; brain development; central nervous system development.